CCAACAUGGCUUACAACAAGAUCCCACAGCGAUGGCUGAACUGUCCACGGCGCGGCCAACCGGUGGCAGGAAGAUUCUUACCUCUGAAGACGAUGCUUGGGCCACGAUAUGAUAGUCAAGUUGCUGAAGAAAACCGGUUCCAUCCUAGUAUGCUCUCAAAUUACCUAAAGAGUCUAAAGGUUAAAAUGAGCUUGUUGGUGGAUCUGACAAAUACUUCAAGGUUCUAUGACAGAAAUGACAUAGAAAAAGAAGGAAUCAAGUAUAUCAAACUUCAGUGUAAAGGACAUGGUGAAUGCCCCACCACUGAGACUACCAAGACGUUUAUUCGCCUGUGUGAGAGGUUCAAUGAAAGAAGCCCACCUGAACUUAUAGGUGUUCACUGCACCCAUGGCUUCAACCGGACCGGUUUCCUCAUAUGUGCCUUUCUGGUGGAGAAAAUGAAUUGGAGUAUUGAAGCAGCAGUUGCUACUUUUGCCCAAGCCAGACCACCAGGAAUCUAUAAGGGUGAUUAUUUGAAGGAACUUUUUCGUCGCUAUGGUGAUAUAGAAGAAGCACCACCACCACCUGUAUUGCCAGAUUGGUGUUUUGAGGAUGAUGAUGAAGAAGAUGAGGAUGAAGAUGGAAAAAAGGACUCAGAACCUGGGUCAAGUGCUUCCUUUGGUAAAAGGAGAAAAGAACGAUUAAAACUGGGUGCUAUUUUCUUGGAAGGUAUAACUGUUAAAGGUGUAGCUCAAGUAACAUUUCAACCAAAGUUAGGAGAGGUACAGCAGAAAUGUCAUCAGUUCUGUGGCUGGGAAGGGUCUGGGUUCCCUGGAGCACAGCCUGUUUCCAUGGACAAGCAAAAUAUUAGACUUUUAGAGCAGAAGCCAUAUAAAGUAAGCUGGAAAGCAGAUGGUACUCGCUAUAUGAUGUUGAUUGAUGGCACAAAUGAAGUUUUCAUGAUUGACAGAGAUAAUUCAGUGUUUCAUGUUUCAAAUCUGGAAUUUCCAUUUCGUAAAGAUCUCCGCAUGCAUUUAUCAAAUACACUUUUGGAUGGGGAAAUGGUCAUUGACAAAGUAAAUGGACAGGCUAUUCCACGAUAUCUGAUAUAUGACAUAAUUAAAUUCAAUGCACAACCAGUUGGAGAUUGUGAUUUUAAUAUUCGUCUGCAGUGUAUUGAACGUGAAAUCAUAAGUCCACGACAUGAAAAAAUGAAGACUGGGCUCAUUGACAAAACACAAGAACCAUUUAGUGUCAGACCUAAACCAUUUUUUGACACCAAUGUUUCAAGAAAGCUCCUGGAAGGGAAUUUUGCCAAAGAAGUCAGCCAUGAAAUGGAUGGACUUAUAUUUCAGCCUACUGGAAAAUACAGACCUGGGCGAUGCGAUGAUAUUUUGAAAUGGAAACCUCCUAGUCUGAACUCGGUGGAUUUUCGACUUAAGAUAACAAGAAUGGAAGGAGAAGGGUUGCUUCCACAGAAUGUUGGCCUUCUCUAUGUUGGAGGUUAUGAAAGACCCUUUGCACAAAUCAAGUUGACAAAAGAACUAAAACAGUAUGACAACAAAAUUAUAGAAUGCAAAUUUAAGAGUAACAGCUGGGUCUUUAUGAGGCAGAGAAUAGACAAAAGUUUCCCAAAUUCCUACAACACAGCCAUGGCUGUGUGCAACAGCAUCUCAAACCCUGUCACCAAGGAAAUGCUAUUUGAGUUCAUUGACAGAUGUGCAGCAGCUGCCCAAGGACAGAAGCGAAAAGAUCCCCUGGACCCUGACACAGAGCUCAUGGCACCCCCACCACCCAAGAGACUGCUCCGGCCAACCUAGUCCUGCCUGACCUCA
Molecule: messenger RNA, 1814 nt
Organism: Myodes glareolus (Bank vole)
Lineage: Eukaryota; Metazoa; Chordata; Mammalia; Rodentia; Cricetidae
Source: RefSeq, a predicted model, not a curated record